AUGAGUCAAUAUCAAAAUAUGAAAAUUAUAAAAACCUGUUUGAAUUGCAAGAAUGAUGAUAGCAAUCCCAUUGAAUCAAGUGAGAUUACAACUGUUCUUCCUGAUCUUCAUGUUGUCUGGGAUAAAAAUUAUAAAAAUUUGGCAGCUUCACUCACUGAAAAGUUUCAAAUUAAAUAUCUUUGCAAAAAAUGUAAAAACCAGAGAGAUACCAACUACAUCAUGGGACCUUACCUGUUGAUUGAAGUAGAUACUGCAUAUCAAGAUUCUACCUAUGCAAAAUCUAUUGGCAAAAACACAUCUGAAGUUUUCACUAAAGUAGAAGAUAUACCAGAAAAUAUUGUAAUUAAUGACAUAAAUUUUAUUUUAUGUGGAGUUAUAAGGUUCACUCCUCCACCUUCAAUUGGUGGCUUGGGCCAUUACACUGCGUAUUGUAGGAAAAAUAAUGGUGAAUGGGAUUAUAGAGAUGAUCAGCGUCUGAGAAAAAAUUAA
Parnassius mnemosyne (clouded apollo) is the source of this 489-nucleotide messenger RNA. The record is from the annotation of a GenBank genome assembly. Lineage: Eukaryota; Metazoa; Arthropoda; Insecta; Lepidoptera; Papilionidae.